Penicillium daleae is the source of this 1383-nucleotide messenger RNA. RefSeq lists its product as uncharacterized. The transcript is spliced from 9 exons. The record is from RefSeq and is a predicted model, not a curated record. Lineage: Eukaryota; Fungi; Ascomycota; Eurotiomycetes; Eurotiales; Aspergillaceae. The coding region runs from base 1 to 1383 and encodes 460 amino acids.
AUGCACAAGUACCAAUCCCCUCCACGAAGCAGGAGACCAUCCCCCUCAACCACCGUCGAGUUGAAAUCGUCAUUCGUCUGCGCUGGGCCCUGGGCCUGGGCCUGGGUUGCUAAUUGCGCCGCCGCAGCAUCAAUCUCCCCCCCGCGUGUGUUGCGUCCCACGUCAAUGCCGUCUCGACGAGACGUCGACCCAACUGUCCCCGCGGUACUCGGGGGCACAGCGUUGCGGGCCUCCAAAUGGGACCGCGUCCUGGCGGAGGUCAUUGAAAAUGCCGAUAUUCUCAGCGUCGAGCAUAAGUUGGCUCCGCUUCUAGCUCUCCUCUGGGUCUAUGACCAUCUCCUCUCGAAGAAAGGCAUUGCAGCGCCGGCGGCUUCUCGAUUCGUCAAGCGGUGGAGCGGCAUAAAGAACCUGCUCAAGGCCGCGGUGCUGAAGAAACGCGAGCAGAUGGGACAUCCCAUUUCGUUUAUCCGCCUGGAUUACGGGCGUGUAGAUUCGCUUGCUGCACUCCCCUUGGCAGAGGAUGAUCCGACGAAGCGGAAGUUGUUGUACAUGGAUCCUAAUAUCCCCGAUCUUGUGGCGGAUAAGGCGUCGUGCUUCCCCGCAUAUCUCUUGUUAGGUGAUCGCGGGCCCAAGGAUGCCUGGCAGGGGGACUUGGUGGAUGGUUGUGCUGCUCCGGGAAACAAGACUACCCACUGGCAUCGUUACUCGCCAAACGGCAAAAGCAGCAAAAUCCUCAGGAAACAGAUAUUUUCUAUGGAUGCGUCUAAAGGCCAGGACUUUCUGGCCUUGGACCCUAUGGAUUCACAGUUUGAGAAUGUAUCUGUUCCUCAACCUAGAAGUGGUCCAGGUCUUCCGAGCCCAACGGGCAAGAGAGCAACGGCACCGGGGGAUCAUGAUGAGCCCGAGGAGUCAUCAUCAAACGUGACGUUGGGAGAGCCGAGUGCCGCCCCCUCGGAUGAGAAUGAUAUCCCAAGUGGCCCAAUUGACAAUGAUCGACUCCUGAAAGUUGUCGAAUCUGCAGGCGCGCAUCAGAGCGUGGUUGGCGACUGUUACGACGCGACGAGCAGCCAGAGGGCUUACGCCGGUGGAAGCAUCGUGGCGUGCGUCGUGAUCGAGACAUGGAGACCGGCGUGGAGUCGGAGGAGGAGCGAAUCGGUUGCCGCACUUUCCGAGGAGGACCUCGAGGCUUGCCUGCGCUGUUGGUCCGGCGAUGCUGAAGGGUUGGGAGGAUUCUUUGUUGCUGGGUUUGUACGUGACUCGGAAGGCGUUGGUACAGAACCUGUCAAGAAGUCCCACGAUGAUCAUGUUGCAGACGGUAAUCCCGAAGAUGAUGCCGCUGAUGACAGCGAUGAGGAUGAAGAGUGGGAUGGCUUUUCCGAUUAG